GUCACCAGUCCGCAUUUGUUUCGCUUUGUUUGAUCAUGAUCAAUCGCUUUGCUUACAAAUAAAACUCGCGUAGCUGUUUUCAUGUGACCAUCACUUUCUUGUCUUUCCACCCUGAUACGGAGACUCAUUCAUCUUCAUUUUUUUGAUCUGAUUUUUUCAACAAUAUGUUUUUGCUUAUUUCAAUGUUUGUAUCAAUGCUGCCAUCAGCGCUUCUCCUUUGCCUCUGCCUGUCGUCGCAACAGGUUAGCGGAUCGAUGGCAACGCGCGGCACCGGUUUUGCUUCUCAGCGACCGCAGCCACAAGACAAGCAGAACACAAGAAUUUCUGCUGCGAGACAGCACGACCACGAAAAAAGCAAAUCGCUGACAACUCUGCCGGGCGGAUACCUGCAUCCGAAAAAUCCACUCGCAGCACACGAGCAGCAACCGCAGCAACAGCCUUCCCAACCGCCAGAGAUGGAGAGAAACGCUCAAACCCGAAGAGAUAGAAGAAAAAACAAGAACUGGCGAAGGGGGAACAAAGGAAACAACUACAACAAAAGCCCUAAUAUCCCGUUCCAGCAGCCAAGUUGCAGGGACGUAAGCUUUUGGGGGCAGAUGCAAUUGCAGGACCAGCACGAUCAGGACCAGCAGCAGCCUAGUCUUCACGGGCAACAAGGGCCAGCACAUGUUCUUGGAGACGGCCAAAAUAGCAGCAGCAAGAAGGGCCAGAACAAGAUGACACGGAAAAAAAUGCCGCUGUUGCUCGGGAGGGAAAAGGAAGAGAGAUACCAAACCAGUCAGGGUCAUCGAGGUCAACACCAGCAACCGCAAAGCGGUACUACUUCUACAUUUGUCGUGCAGCAGGAUCAUCUUGACGUCGAUCAUACAACAAGCACAAUAGCUGCGAAACAACAAGUACAUGAUCUGCCGCAGUUGAUGGCCAGCCUUCGGCUAGACGGGCACAAAGUACGAAAGCAGGGCGCAGGCGACGGAGUUGUGCAGCAUGCGAAGGAAGAUAAAAAUGGACUUCUUGCGUUUAGUAGUAUUCAGAGCAGCGGCACGAGCACCACGGACGAGAAAAAGAUGAGCGGGCGUGCCUUGUGGAACGGGGUUUUUGGAGAGCUGUUGGCGCCGACCAUUGUAUCCUCCACAAGCAGGAGUGCUUUGCAGGUAGAGGCAUCAACCACAUCAACUUCUUCUCGUCGUGGUUCUACUCUGGAGGAUGGUCGUGGUGGUGCCAACACACACGGCACAACACUUCCUGGCGUACAUAGACCGUCUCCCGAGGACGAGGACCUUUUUGGACUGAACAAUAGUACAACUGUGUCAACAACUACUUUCCAGAGGCAGCAAGCUUGUAAUCCGGCGGAUCUCGAGUUUCUUAGCCAGCAGAAGAGCUCCUUUUGCCAACAAAAGCAGCAAGUACCAGAGCAACUUGAAGAUGUAGUUGCACCACCACCGGACCCUGAAAAAGCAAAAAACAAAAAGUGCUACUUGUCGCUGCUCCACGAAGGGCAAAAGCAAGAAUUCAUCCAGUCUAGAAAAAGCGAUUUGCUGAUGGGCAUCAGGCUUGGUCUGCUGGAUUCUUGGACCGGCGAUAUUCCGGUGGAAUUGCGACAGGAUUUGGACAUCCUCGAUAGCGUGUUACGGCACACAGUCGCGACACACGAAGAGAAAAGCAAAAUGUCUAAAAUUUUCGGCGAACAACAACUUCGAGCUGUACUUCCUCCCGGUCGUGGUGGAGACCACGAGGGUCAACAUGCGACGGACGACAGCACCACGCCAACCGGAAUAGCAGAAACAAGAUCUUCGAUAAAAUCCAACCUGAGUCCUCUUCUCGCCGCCCCCUUUGACCGGUGCGCUUUCCACGAGGAUUUGAAGCAGGCGCUGCACUGCCAGGCGGAGCGUUUGAAGGCCCGGGAGCUGGAGAACAUGAGUUUUGUCAUCCACUACAGCGACGGGCUGGUCGGAAGGUUGCGGUUGGACGAAACGUGGCGAAAAUUUCUCGAAAUCAACGAAAAGGAGCCCAAUUUAUCGAAGAGAAAAAUCCCCCCUCCCCAUAUCAAAAGGAAGUUUCUGAUGCUGGAUUUGCGUACACAAAUCAGGUCUGUCUUGCAGUAGAGGACAGCAGGCAUAUGUCAAGCCUCAGUCGAGAGGUUUUGACGUAGGCGCCUAGCAUAGCAAACGUGUAUGCUCUAAGCCCAACAGCAUCACAAACCGCCUGCAAAAUGCGGGGCGCUCUCUGGACUUGCCUUCUUGCAAGACAGACAGGAUUUGAGGUCACAAAUGCGCAUCACAAAUUUUCAGCCGGAUACGUUUUCAAUAUGGGGAGGGGGGAUUUUUCUUUACGAUACAAUUGGUGGGAGGACGGGGAGCAAUUCAGUUGCUUCGACCCGGUGUGGAUAUCCAAGGACAUGAUGAAGCACAAAAAGAAUACAACGUUGCAAGUCAGCACGUUCUCCUACGGUGAUUAUCGGGAUGGUAUGUCUACUAUUCCUGCUGGUAGUGCUGGUGCAUUGCCGGCGACAUCAACCGCCACCACAGCUGUUGCUGAUGGCGGGGAUCUUGAUCAUAACUCCGCGGCCACAAAUAGUUCUUGUGCACGCAAUUGCACCAGACCCGGAUCUUCGUCGGAUUCCGCGCUCGUGCUUCCGAUUGCAAAAGAGUGCGAGCAGAACAGCAAGCACUUUGCAACGAUUUUUCCCGAAAAGAAGAAACGAAAAUCCCUCCUGACGUCCUCCGAAAUCUGCAGGCAGAACAAACUCGAGCGCGCUUGGUGGAAGAGUUACAAGGGGCAAGCGCGCCAGCGUGACAUCGAAUUGAGACACAACCGGUGUCUGAUGCUGAAGUGCUUCGCCACCGAAUCGCCUGGAGCUCUGGCCGAGGAACAGUUUCAUGGCACAGCAGAGAAAAUCGACAGCAACUACGACAUGAAUGGCAGGAGCUCCAAGCUUUUACACAACCGACAUCAUCUUCACAGCAGCACACCGCAACAUUAUGUGAAGAAAGCCACUUUUUCUUCUACUACUACCCGUGAAGAUGAUGAUGUCCCGCACGCUGGGCUGGUCGCGGUGCCACUGGAUAGCACUGCGAAGAAGCUGUUUCUGAAGAUCGCGCAGGAAGAUGAUGAAGACAGCAAUAAGAGAAGAACUACAAGCUAUACUAGCGCUACUAGUAACCUGACACCUGCCUCCUUGACGAGAACAUUGGAACUAAAUCCAGAGCAGCAGGCGAAGCAGAAUCAGGUCGCCUAUUCCGCGAUGGAAUCGGCGAGGAACCGGCUGUUGCACGAUUGCGACAAUUUGCUGCAGGACUGGCUAGACGAGGAGACUUUUUCGGAGCAGGAGGAAAAAAUGAAAAACGUGAUCGACGAAGAAAUCAAGGACGACAAGCUGGAGGAUGACGCAUUUUCAUCCUGGUUAGACUGUCCCGAUUCCAACAGAGAAUCCCCCCUUUCUUGCUGCUCCGCCCGGUUUUUGCCCGAUGCUGCCGACUCCUGUUCCGUGGCCACACACACAACCUCCGGCCGCACGCGAAGCAGUGGCGGAACCCUUUAUCAAAUGCAAACAUGUUGUCUGGGUCUGGGAGAUUGCGAGAUUUGUCAUGCUAGUCUGACAUGACUCUGAACUCUGUACUGCGCUCCCGCGAAGAGGUCCUCCCUUCUGUCAUGCAAAAACGCAGUUUCUCAUGACAUGCGGAAUACGCAACUCUGAACCACGGAAAAACUUGUCAUCCUGUGGACCGCAGUACACUGUGCUUACUAUUCCCUUCCUUGCCUCUGACCCAGACAUAUUUGCAUUUGAUACCCUUAGCUCCGCUGCAACAGCGGACGAGUUGAUUUCUUUCGAAUUACCGCCAGCAGCGAAAGGUGUCGAGGAUGAUGAGGAGGAAAUAACGAUGUUCUCGGAUAAACGUUCCACUUCCACCGUUGCAGCUCCGGCGUCGAGGAAAAACAACAACAACAACAGCAGAAAUCGCAGCGUUUGUAGUUCCGCUUUGGAUUUACACUUUGGAGACGAUGUUGACGAGGAGAACAAGGAGAAGCCAUUGAAAGUCGAGAAUUGCAAAGAAAUCGAUACCGAGGACGAAUUGUUUGCGGGGUUGCAGGAUGAAGUAGAAAUUCCGGAUCAGGACAAUCAAUUUCUCACACGUCGGGAAAAACCGCGAAAUAAUCAUGGUUUUCCGUGGGCCCGAAGGGGGCCAAUUUAUCGGGUAUGACACGAGUUCUACUUGGCGUUGGCGUCGUGCAGGGCACUGUAAAUAGAAGCAAUUUUAGGCGUGGAUUAUGUUGUGCACUAGAAAAAAAUACUUGUACUAGACUACAAAUUCUUGAAAGACUCUACUACCCAGCUACUGUUUCGACCUUUGGAACAAGAACAACCCAGAAUGCAUUGAUGUCUAAUAGAUCGGAUUCGGAUUGAUAUCGUUGUCAAGAACUACAAAAAAUAGAGCUGCCGUUGUACUACACUUUCAUCAUUUAGUUUUACAACAUAAAGCGAGGCAAUACAUGAUACUUUGGCGGAGGUGCGUAACACCACCCGAGUCGGGUACAAGUAGUCGUACUAGGCACAAUGAUUAGGUGCUACGCUACUCGCCACGCACGCCCAUACCAUACCAUACAGAGCUGUUGUCCUUUCGUGGAGGUGUUCUCACAUGGCAGCUCUCGUCGUCAAGAUGAGAUUCGCGGAUACAAGCAUAGUUGUCAUGUUGUCCAGUGGUGAAGUUCCACUUCGAUAUAUUUUCAAUAAGCACGCUUUGUAGAAUACAGAAGACUUGUCAUACCACAGACACCAACACCACGAGAAUAUUGAUACACCAUGAAACUUACACUUGUUUACCUUUUUCCAAAUAUUUUCCAUUUCACCAAACUGAAAUGUUGAUCAAAAAAUGCAAAAACAAAUGACGCACGAGAAAUCCAU
This is a messenger RNA of Amoebophrya sp. A120, 4900 nucleotides long. NCBI's taxonomy places the organism in Eukaryota, Dinophyceae, Syndiniales, Amoebophryaceae. The record is from the annotation of a GenBank genome assembly.